Beta vulgaris subsp. vulgaris (sugar beet) is the source of this 444-nucleotide messenger RNA. The record is from the annotation of a RefSeq genome assembly. NCBI's taxonomy places the organism in Eukaryota, Viridiplantae, Streptophyta, Magnoliopsida, Caryophyllales, Amaranthaceae.
AUGGCUACACAAACCGUUGAGGGUAGUUCUAGAUCUCGUCCAAAACCUACUACCGUAGGGGCUUUAUUGAAACCGUUGAAUUCGGAAUAUGGUAAAGUAGCUCCUGGGUGGGGAACUACUCCUUUGAUGGGAGUUGCAAUGGCUUUAUUUGCAGUAUUCCUAUCUAUUAUUUUGGAAAUUUAUAAUUCGUCCGUUUUACUGGAUGGAAUUUCAAUGAAUUAAAUGGCUACACAAACCGUUGAGGGUAGUUCUAGAUCUCGUCCAAAACCUACUACCGUAGGGGCUUUAUUGAAACCGUUGAAUUCGGAAUAUGGUAAAGUAGCUCCUGGGUGGGGAACUACUCCUUUGAUGGGAGUUGCAAUGGCUUUAUUUGCAGUAUUCCUAUCUAUUAUUUUGGAAAUUUAUAAUUCGUCCGUUUUACUGGAUGGAAUUUCAAUGAAUUAA